Malaclemys terrapin pileata is the source of this 5525-nucleotide messenger RNA. It is a transcript of the gene KDM1B, whose product is annotated as lysine demethylase 1B. Gene Ontology annotation, molecular function: oxidoreductase activity; zinc ion binding; protein binding. Lineage: Eukaryota; Metazoa; Chordata; Testudines; Emydidae. The transcript has 22 exons. The coding region runs from base 374 to 2830 and encodes 818 amino acids. The record is from RefSeq and is a predicted model, not a curated record.
GGGAGGCGGGCGGGGGUGAGAGGUGAGCUGCAGCCGCCCCGGGAGGAGGAUGGUGGGAGCGGCGGCGCCCUGCGCAGCUCUGGUUGGAAGUGCUUCGGACACAUUAGUUUAAUAUCCAGCUCCUGGGUGAUUUGGAUCCAAGGUGAGCAGAACCAGCUCCUACAGAGCAUAGAUAGAUUUCUCUUCUUGAAGUUCCCACCUGUGCUCUGUAGCUUCGGGAUUCUUUUGGAGCCUGCGGGACCCCAAUAUUUAGAAGAGGAACCUCAACCUGGCUAUCCCCAGCUGCGGUGGUGACCCUUGACACAUUGCCUUACAGCUGCUUAUGUUGUCCUGUUUCUAAAAGGGGACUUUUCUUGCAAGAUCCUAUAAGACAAUGUCAACUGGAAGGGUACGAACAAAAAAAAAGUCAUCUUCUUUGGACCAGUCUCCAGAUAACCUUCCUUUGAGGAGUUCUGGGAGACAGGUGAAGAAGAAGGCAGCUGAAGCAGCAGAGGAUGAUGAUGACGCAUCAGAGAAGAAAUAUAGAAAAUGUGAAAAAGCAGGGUGCACUGCAACAUGUCCUGUUUGCUUUGCAAGUGCUGCUGAAAGGUGUGCUAAAAAUGGCUACACAUCUAGAUGGUAUCAUCUCUCCUGUGGGGAACAUUUCUGCAAUGAGUGUUUUGAUCACUAUUAUCGAAGUCAUAAAGAUGGUUAUGAGAAAUACACUGCUUGGAAAAGGAUUUGGACCAGUAAUGGUAAAAGUGAGCCCAGUCCUAAAGCUUUCAUGGCUGAUCAACAGCUUCCUUACUGGGUGCAGUGCACAAAACCAGAGUGUGGGAAAUGGCGUCAGCUGACAAAGGAAAUCCAACUGACAUCGCAAAUAGCAAAAACGUACCGAUGUGGUAUGAAACUGAACAAUUCUACUAAGAUUGAGGGCUCGGACCAGUGUUCCAUGCCUGAGGAUCUGAGAGUUGCUGAGGUUUCAGACCAUUGGUGGUACUCCAUGCUCAUCCUCCCUCCUUUGCUUAAAGACAGUGUGGCAGCUCCUUUGCUCUCUGCGUACUAUCCAGACUGCGUAGGCAUGAGUCCCUCCUGUACCAGCACUAACCGAUUACUUGGUGAAUCCAACCCUGUGAAGUUAGAGCACAUAAAGAGUGCACCUAAUGUAGCUGGGAUGAACAGAUACUUCCAGCCCUUCUACCAGCCCAAUGAAUGUGGUAAAGCACUUUGUGUGAGACCAGAUGUCAUGGAAUUAGAUGAGCUCUAUGAGUUCCCAGAAUAUUCACGAGAUCCUACCAUGUACCUAGCUUUGAGAAACCUCAUCCUGUCUUUGUGGUACACAAAUUGCAAAGAAGCUCUUACCCCUCACAAAUGUACUCAUCGCAUCAUUGUGCGGGGGCUUGUGCGUAUUCGCUGUGUCCAAGAGAUGGAGAGGAUACUUUAUUUUAUGGCAAGAAAAGGGCUGAUUAAUACAGGGAUUUUGUCAGUCAGUCCUGACCAACAUCUUCUUCCCAAAGAAUACCACAAUAAAUCUGUCAUUAUUGUUGGGGCUGGUCCAGCAGGAUUAGCAGCUGCAAGACAACUGCACAACUUUGGAAUUAAGGUCAUUGUGCUAGAAGCGAAAGACAGAAUUGGCGGGCGUGUGUGGGACGAUAGGACUUUCAAAGGAGUCACUGUAGGAAAAGGAGCACAGAUUGUGAAUGGCUGUGUCAACAACCCGAUAGCACUAAUGUGUGAGCAACUUGGCAUUAAAAUGCACAAACUAGGGGAGAGAUGUGAUUUGAUCCAAGAAGGUGGAAGGAUAACUGACCCCACUAUAGAUAAGCGCAUGGACUUUCAUUUCAAUGCCAUCCUGGAUGUUGUCUCAGAAUGGAGAAAAGAUAAGACCCAACAUCAAGAUGUCCCUCUUGGAGAGAAGAUACAGGAGAUCUAUAAGGCUUUUAUUCAGGAGUCAGGUAUCCAGUUCAGUGAUCUGGAGGAAAAGGUACUACAGUUCCACCUCAGUAACUUGGAGUACGCCUGUGGCAGUGACCUCCAUCAGGUAUCUGCACGCUCAUGGGACCACAAUGAAUUUUUUGCCCAGUUUGCUGGAGAUCACACCCUUUUAACACCAGGGUAUUCUACCAUCAUAGAUAAACUGGCUGAAGGGGUUGAUGUUCGACUUAAGCUUCCGGUACACAGUAUAGACUAUUCUGGAGAAGAAGUCCAGGUCACUACAGCAGAUGGAACUGUGUGGACAGCACAAAAGGUUUUAGUUACCGUGCCACUGGCUCUUCUUCAGAAAAAUGCCAUUCAGUUUAAUCCACCACUGCCAGAGAGAAAAAUGAAAGCCAUUAACAGUUUGGGAGCAGGAGUCAUUGAGAAGGUUGCUUUGCAGUUUCCUUAUAGAUUUUGGGACAGCAAAAUUCAAGGAGCUGAUUUUUUUGGUCACGUUCCACCUAGUUCCAGCAAACGUGGGCUCUUCAGUGUGUUCUAUGACAUGGAUCCACAGGGUAAAUAUAGUGUUCUAAUGUCAGUAGUUACCGGAGAUGCUGUGACAACCAUUAAGAAUUUAGAUGACAAACAAGUACUACAGCUGUGCAUGACUGUACUUCGGGAGCUGUUUAAGGAGCAGGAAGUUCCAGACCCAGUUAAGUACUUUGUUACACGAUGGAACAAAGAUCCCUGGAUCCAGAUGGCAUAUAGUUUUGUAAAGACAGGUGGCAGUGGUGAGGCUUAUGAUGUUAUAGCUGAAGACAUACAAGGAACAAUCUUCUUUGCUGGUGAGGCCACAAACAGGCACUUUCCACAGACGGUUACAGGAGCCUACUUGAGCGGCGUUCGAGAAGCAAGCAAAAUAGCAGCAUUUUGAAUACUGACAUUUGCGUCUAUAUAUUUUUUAAUUGUUUUCUGUGGGUAAGACUUUCUUCAAUUUCCCCUUUGCUAUCAUUCCCCCAAGUGGUACUAAAAACAGUAUAUGGUAUCUGAAGAUAAAAUCUUCAUCUUUGUUUAAUUUUUUUUCUUUCAAACCCCUGGUGCUACAUGAAGUCAUAGUUUUUCCUAAUGUCAUUUUUUUCCAACAAAGAUAUUAGUAACGUGUCAGCACUGACAUUGGAGUCUCUUGCUACUGUGGCACACACAGGUCUACUAACAGAGCCUGCUGUGUGAGGCCUUUUUCUAUAUGGUUCAGCCCACGCUAUUGUAGUAACCCACCUGCAUUGAAGUUCAGAAUAAGAGAGCAAUUGAUUUCUAUACAGUAUUAAAACAUGGUGAAUUAUUUGGUGGUGGGACUUCUAAAUUCAUUUUGUUCUCAGGUUGAUCAUGAUCAGAGUAGCACUUGAACAAACAAGCCAAAUCAUGGAAUGAUAAUGGAGAUGGUUGUAAGAGAGAACAAAAUCAGUUACAUCUCCCCACCCCUAACCCCAAUAACCUCUUCUGACAUUUUUUCAAUGUACUUACUGUCCACCAGUCAGGCUUUGGCAAUGUGUUCCUUUUAAAUAAAAACUGCUGGAAGUUUAUAGUGCAAUCAUCAAAGGGUUAUUGAAGCUAAAGGAUUUUUCAAAAGGAAAAAAGCUUUUAUGUUGCAGUAAAAAUGUCAAUGCAAUGUUCUCUGUGCUGCAUAUUCAGCAUUGUACAUGUAGAGGAAUGAUCUUUAUGAUAAGAGUAAGUUUAGGUUUGCUCAGUGUUGCUCAUCAUGUAAGUAGGGUAGCGAAAAAAAUUGUAUGGGUUUAGAUGUUUUUCCUUUGAAAGUGAACUUCCAAAUUCAUUUGAGCUGAGUAGGUGAAUCACUUACACGUAUAAUUAUGAGAGCUUAAUUGGGGAUAAAGAGGGUGUAAGUUAUUAGUGGCUCAUUCAGCUUUUGUAUUUAAAAUAGGUGAAGAUGAAUGAGGUAAAAUAUUCAUGCUUUUUAUGAAGGGCUGAAAUAAGAUGGCUUGCACUUUGAUUUAGUUUUUUAUUAUUUGAAGGUAUUAUUAAAAAAAAGACUCUGGAGUAAUUCAGUAAAGGAUAAGCAGAUACCUAAGAAGUUUUUCACACAGGGGAAGGCAGCAAGAAAUAAAACACACAGCAUCCAAACCUGCCUUAACAUCCCACAGAACAGGGUAAAUGGAAAAUGUUUUAAAAUAAAAUGAAAAAUAUACAUCAUUUUUCCUCCUGUGAUGUUACUGCAGAGUUCUGUAUGAUUCUGGAAGGAAAAUAAGCACUUAAUUAUUUUUCUUAGUCUCAAGCAUGCACUCUUUUUAGAAUGCUCUGUGUGUGACAAAGCAAGCCUUCUUGAGUUACAGUGCUUAACUCUAGAAAGGUUACCUUUAGAAAAGAAGCCUGCUGAAGAAAAGCAAUUUUUUUACUCUUCUUAAAUACCUAAUUUGUUUUCUAGGGUAGAAGUGAUGUUCAGAUGUUAAAUAUUUUUAUUUAAUCUUUAAUUUACAAGGUUGAAGAUGUUUAUACAUGUAACUAGAUCUGUUUUUCAGCUAAAUAUUCAGCUUUUUAAAAUUGAAUUGAGAAUGUGACAAAGUGUAAGUGUUCCUAAUUUUUUUUUUUUGCUCUAAAGAAUGCUAAUAUUUACAGUUCUGAAAUACUUUCAAGUACUAAAUUGUAAUUGGCUUAAAGUUUAUAUAGAGCAAGGCUUGAAAUCCUUUGCUUAUAGAAGAAAUGGUAAUCACGGUUUAAAUUUUGCUUUUGUUAAAUCACUGCUACUUUGAUAAUUCCAUGUUGGAUAGACCAGUUUAUAAUGGAAGUGAGCGAGAUUUCAAUGGGAAAUGAAAAGUAUCCAUGGUGGGUAAAAGUGAAAGGAAGUGCUCCCUUCCUCUCUCAACGUACUAUACAAGAUAGGAAAGCAGCUUAGAAACGGAGUUAAAUAAAAAUUAUUGGUACAAGCUCAGACUAUAAACUCUAUUUACAGGCCUUGAUCAAAGCUCCAAUCAGCUUCAUAAUAGCAUGGAAACAGUUAAGAGCCUGACCUUUCAGUUAAUCCUUAGUGUCUUAGAUCCCAAUUCAGCAGUCUAUCCCUCUUCAGCAAAGCAUUUCUGUACAUGCUGAACUUUAAGUAUGGGCCCAAGUGCUGUUGACAGCUGCAUUGGAAUUUAUAUACAUUCUUAAUAGGCACGUUUAAAUGCUUUGCUGAAUUAAGGCCUUAUUAAAAAGGCAAGAAUGAGGGAUAAUAAAUGCAGACCAUUAUUUAUAAUGGACUAAACAGUUUAAAAUUUACCAUGUCUGUUAUUACUUUGGUAAUGAGGCAUUUAGACUGUAUUAUGCUGCAUUCAGUUGUGGAGAAACAAGCAUAAAGUGAGUGUUCCAUUUUGUUUAUACUCAUUAAAGAGCCUUAGAAUUGGCCUGACUUAAGUGUUGGAGAAGUUCUUGGACUAAUAAUUAUGUCAAAUUUAAUUAAGCAUGCUAGUUUUUCUAACUUGUGUACAGUUUAUUCCCUGUAAAUAAACUGGAGAAUGGCUUUUUAAGUAAAUUUGUUUAAAAUAUGACCAAAAUGUCUGAAGGCAGAGCAUGAUCUGUUACACUUCAACUCUUCUGUGUGACUGUUAUGACAGCAGAAUAAAACUGGAAAGUGUCCACUG